Adineta steineri is the source of this 315-nucleotide messenger RNA. The record is from the annotation of a GenBank genome assembly. Lineage: Eukaryota; Metazoa; Rotifera; Eurotatoria; Adinetida; Adinetidae.
AUGUAUACCUUUUUACUAAUCUUAUUAUUUUUCGUACCUAUAUUUUAUGCUGAACAAUAUCAAACAGAAUUAAACAAGAAUCAAGAGAUAUAUCUACCACGUUCAGCAGCUGCUAAUUAUUUAUUUGAUUUACCAGUACGUCGGAGUCAAAAUCAAUUAUUAAAUGCAAUAAAAGAUAGUUCAUUAUUAUCAGUAUCAACAGAUGGAAAUAAUCAACAACAACAACAACAACGUGGAAAACGAAUCUAUUGGGAAGAUCUUGCAUUUCAUGCAGUUGAUUAUGACUACAAAAUUAAAAAAAGCAACAAAUUUUGA